Hemiscyllium ocellatum (epaulette shark) is the source of this 1988-nucleotide messenger RNA. RefSeq names its product Nedd4 family interacting protein 2 (gene ndfip2). The record is from RefSeq and is a predicted model, not a curated record. Bases 251 to 940 code for a protein of 229 amino acids. The transcript has 8 exons. Gene Ontology annotation, molecular function: WW domain binding. Gene Ontology annotation, biological process: vacuolar transport; positive regulation of protein ubiquitination; ubiquitin-dependent protein catabolic process. Lineage: Eukaryota; Metazoa; Chordata; Chondrichthyes; Orectolobiformes; Hemiscylliidae. Gene Ontology annotation, cellular component: Golgi apparatus; perinuclear region of cytoplasm; endoplasmic reticulum.
GAGCCGCGGGGGAUUUUUUUUUGUCCGUGUCUGCGGGUGGUUGAUUUUCGAAUCGUCCGGCCGUGGGGUGGAAUAGAGCGUGUGUGACAGACAGACCGAGAGAGUGAAUAGAUUAGGAAGAAAAGGAAGCGGGAUUAGAAAGCAGGGUUGAAGGAGGACGGAAUUCGGGCGGCAGGGAAGGGAUCCCGAGACCGAGUUGCGGCUAACGGACGUUUGUGAGAGGCGGGCGCCGAGGCAGCGAGAGACCGCGAUGGAGGCCUGCAGCCGCUACCAAGUGCUGCAUAAUGAAGAUGAUUCUCCACAAACAUCUGAUGCAUCACAGCCAACUGUUCCCUCAGAGUCUCCUCAAACAUCAACUGAAACUGACAUAGCCCCUCCACCUUACAGCAGUGUCACAAUGGGAGCAACUGCAUCAGCCACAGAAACUGAUCUCCCCAAUGAUCUUAUGCCAGUGCCACCCCCUUACAGUGUUGCCACCUCCCUGCCAACAUAUGAUGAAGCAGAAAAAGCUAAAGCUGCUGCAAUGGCAGCUGGAGCAGCAGAACCUGGACAGAGAGAGGAAGACUUUCCACCAAGAGAUGACUUCAAUGAUGCUGACCAGCUGAGAGUAGGCAAUGAUGGCAUCUUCAUGUUAGCAUUUUUCAUGGCAUUCCUGUUUAAUUGGAUUGGCUUUUGUUUGUCAUUCUGCCUCACUAAUACCAUAGCAGGCCGUUAUGGUGCAAUCUGUGGGUUUGGAUUGUCUCUGAUAAAAUGGAUCCUGAUUGUACGGUUUUCUGAUUACUUCAAUGGUUAUUUCAAUGGUCAAUAUUGGCUCUGGUGGAUAUUCCUUGUUCUUGGACUACUGCUGUUUUUCAGAGGCUUUAUCAACUACCUGAAAAUCAGAAAUAUGUCUGAGAACAUGGCUGCAACACACCGGACCAGACUUUUCUUCUUGUACUAGAGUAUGUGGCUAAUGAGGAACUCGAACAUUCCUUCCUAAUGUGAAUUGUCCAGAUGUUGCGCUUCAAGCUGCCAAGUUAUUUGAAUGUAAAACUACUGAAGAAUAAAUAAUUUAAGGUGUGACAACAAAAUGUAAGCAGAAUAAUGAAUCUCAAGACACUUCAUAAAAUGGGCCGAGUUCCUGAGUUGCUAGAUGCUGGAACCUUCCCUUCAAAUUUUAAGACCAGUGAUCUUUACAAUGUAAAAAGGUUCUAAUCUACAAAUUGCUACAGAAGAAAUAUAAUGGAGCUGUUCUUUUGAACCCGGAAUCAUCAAUCAAACAUUGACAUCGAAAUAUAUUUGUGACUGAAUAUCCAAAAUGUUUCACAAUCCCACCUAACCAGUUGAUAGAUUUGAUUUAAAGCAAACUGAUAUAUUUCUCAAACUAUUUAAAAUAAUUGAGCUUUAAAAGCAGUCUUUUUUGUCUCAUUAAAUUGGAAAUAUCUGAAGAACAAAAAUGUAAUUUACUGGAAUUAGGAUGAGAGUUGUAUUAGAUAUCUUGAUAUGCCUUUUAAAAAUUGCAGAACGAGUAGUUAUUCCCUUAUUUGUAUGGUUUUCUGCUUUUGAAAUUGUUUUGAUUGCUUAUUCUCAGUGUCCAGUUCUACAGUGACUAUUGCAUGACAUUAAACUGGUAACAACAAUUUCUUUAUUGGCUUUACUAUUGCUUCAGAUUGCUUGUGAAAUAUAACUGGAAUUUAAUUUUAACAUUGUGGUUGUAAAUUACUUUUUACACCAAUUAUUUCUUUGUUCUCUUUUUAAAGUAAUCUAACAAAUCAAAUGAUGGAGUUAAAAAGGAUUGUUCAUUUGAUUCUGUGCUGAUUUUCUUUUCUUUCAAAAAUUAUUUGGAAGCUAGUUUAACAGAAACAAAGUAUAAAUAAUGAAGAAAGUCAAAGUCCCAUUUGAGGUCAGUGAUGUUGACUUCAGUUAUGACUUUGCAAAGAUGUAUAAAACAGUAUCCGGCACUUGUAAAAGUUUGAGGAUGAAGAAUAAAUGCUGAUUUAAUAAUUUGA